Messenger RNA from Pteronotus mesoamericanus, 1804 nucleotides. RefSeq names its product brain enriched guanylate kinase associated (gene BEGAIN). Gene Ontology annotation, cellular component: synapse. The record is from RefSeq and is a predicted model, not a curated record. Lineage: Eukaryota; Metazoa; Chordata; Mammalia; Chiroptera; Mormoopidae. Bases 14 to 1804 code for a protein of 596 amino acids. The transcript has 7 exons.
GCGAGGGGCCGGGAUGGGCAGUCAUCAGUCUUCCCAGGCCUCUGCCGCAGACAUGGAGAAACUCAGCGCGCUGCAGGAGCAGAAGGGCGAGCUGCGCAAGCGGCUGUCCUACACCACGCACAAGCUCGAGAAGCUCGAGACCGAGUUCGACUCCACGCGCCACUACCUGGAGAUCGAGCUGCGGCGCGCGCAGGAGGAGCUGGAGAAGGUCACGGAGAAGCUGCGCAGGAUCCAGAGCAACUACAUGGCGCUGCAGAGGAUCAACCAGGAGCUGGAGGAUAAGCUGUACCGCAUGGGCCAGCACUAUGAGGAGGAGAAGCGAGCGCUGAGCCAUGAGAUUGUUGCCCUCAACAGCCACCUGCUGGAGGCCAAGGUGACCAUCGACAAGCUGUCGGAGGACAACGAGCUCUAUAGGAAGGACUGCAAUCUAGCGGCCCAGCUGCUGCAGUGCAGCCAGACCUACGGCAGGGUCCAUAAGGUGUCCGAGCUGCCCUCGGACUUCCAGGAGCGCGUGAGCCUGCACCUGGAGCAGCACGGCUGCAGCCUGCCCUCCCCGCUGUGCCGCCCGGCCUUCGCCGACAGUGUGCCCGCCUGCGUCAUCGCCAAGGUGCUGGAGAAGCCCGACCCCGCCAGCCUGUCCUCCCGCCUGUCGGAUGCCUCCGCCCGCGACCUGACCUUCCGCGACAGGGCGGAGAAGCCGGGCCUGCGGCCCCCCUACAAGGGGGAUGUCUACUGCAGCGACACGGCCCUCUACUGCCCCGAGGAGCCACCGCGCGACCGGCGGCCCAGCGUGGACGCAUCUGUGACCGAUGUGGGCUUCCUGCGGGCUCAGAACUCCACCGACAGCGCAGCAGAGGAGGAGGAGGAGGCCGAGGCGGCGGCCUUCCCGGCAGCCUUCCGGCGCGAGGCCUUCCCAGGUUACGCGGGCUCGCUGCCCACGUCCAGCUCCUACUCGAGCUUCAGCGCCACGUCCGAGGAGAAGGAGCAGGGCCCGGCUAGCACGCUGGCCCCGCCACAGCAGGCCGUCUACGUGAACAGCCGCGAGCAGCGGUUCCAGCGCCCGCCUCCCCCUGCCGCCUACCAGGGCAGCCUGCGCUUCGCCAAGGCCGCGGCGGCGGCGGCCCCGCUGGAGGCCGAGGUGGCCCCAGGGUUCGCGCGGACCUUGUCCCCCUACCCAGCCGAGCCCUACCGCUACCCGACUUCCCCCGGCCCCCAGCAGGCCCUGGUGCCCCCAAACCUGUGGAGCCUGCGCGCUAAGCCCGGGUCGGCCCGGCUGCCCAGGGAGGACGCACGCAGCCAGUGGCGGCCCCUGAGCGUGGAGGACAUCGGCGCCUACUCCUUCCCGGUGGCGGCGCGACGGGCCUCACCCUGCAGCUUCCCCGAACGCUACUACGGCGGGGGCAGCCCGGGCGAGAAGGCAGAGGGCCGCGCCAGCCCCCUCUAUGCCAGCUACAAGGCCGACAGCUUCUCGGAGGGCGACGACCUCUCCCAGGGCCGCCUGGCAGAGCCCUGCUUCCUCAGGGCCGGCGGCCCCGCCAGCCCAAGGCCCAGCUAUGCGGCCAGUGAGGGAGACGGGGAGAGGCUCGGGGGGCGCCUGUGCGGGGUGGCCGACAGCCCUGAGCCUGAGCACAGCCUCCAUAGCUCCAGAGACUCCUUGGAGCCCAGCUCCAUGGAGGCCUCCCCCGAAAUGCACCCCGCCGCCCGCCUGAGCCCCCAGCCGGCCUUCCCGCGGACUGGGGGCUCGGGGCUGAGCCGCAAGGACAGCCUCACGAAGGCCCAGCUCUAUGGAACCUUGCUCAACUGA